Cajanus cajan (pigeon pea) is the source of this 1750-nucleotide messenger RNA. RefSeq names its product coumaroyl-CoA:anthocyanidin 3-O-glucoside-6''-O-coumaroyltransferase 1. The record is from RefSeq and is a predicted model, not a curated record. NCBI's taxonomy places the organism in Eukaryota, Viridiplantae, Streptophyta, Magnoliopsida, Fabales, Fabaceae.
AUCAACGAAACCAAGAGGAUAUAUAUGAAUGCCUCUCUUCAAUAACCUUGCAUCUCAUCAAUCAUCAUCAUAUCUCGUAUAUUGUUUGAACAAAUGGCAGAGCCUAGUGCACAUAAGCUUGUUGAGAAAUCUGAGGUUACUCCAGCAGUGACAACAACCACCUCUCUUCCCCUCACAUUCCUAGAUUUGCCUUUGACAGGUCCUAUUUAUGUGAGACGCCAAUUCUUCUAUCACUUUUCCCACCCAACACACAUUUUCUACCAAACUACACUUCCCUCUCUCAAACACUCUCUCUCUCUUACACUUGAACGUUUCUUCCCUCUUGCUGGAAAUCUCCUCUGUCCUCCACCACCCCACAAGCCCUUCAUUCGUUGCACCGAUCAUGACUCUGUCACCUUAACCAUCAUCGAGUCCAGAGAUGAUUUCAACCAUCUUUCCUCAAACCACCCCAAAAGUCUCAAGGACUUGGAUCACUUGGUUCCAAAGUUAACAUGCACAAACACGCAUGAUGGCAAGUUCGUUUUCCCAUUGUUGGCCUUGCAAGUCACGGUUUUCCCCAACCGUGGCCUUUGCAUAGCCAUCACUUAUUGCCACAUGAUGGAUGAUAGGUGUUGCAGCCAUUUCAUGAAGUCUUGGUCUUCCAUCUGUCUAAGCGGUGGCGUUGACUUGACACUUGUGGAGAAGUCUCCACCUUGCUUUGAUAGGGAAGUGUUGAAGGACCCCAAGGGACUCGAGGCUAUUUUCUUGGGAAACUAUUUUGAAGAGAGGUCAACUUGGAAGGACAAACUCGUAGGUAAGACAACCACUACUUCUGAGAUUUCCACUGGAAAUAAUGAAGAUUAUGCCAAAGCAACAAUUGUGUUUGGAAGAGAUGAUAUCGAGGGGCUGAAAAGAUAUGUGCUGAAUCAGAGGAAAGAAAAAGAUGAAUUCAAAGCACCACAAUAUCUAUCAAAAUUUGUGGUGACGUGUGCUUUCGUGUGGGUUAGCUUAGUGAAAGCAAAACAUAGAGAUGAUGAUAAUGAUGAAGAAGGAGAAGAGGUAAAAGAGGAGUACUUUCGUUUUGCAGCAGAUUGUAGAGAUCGCUUUGAGUACCCUGUACCGGCAACGUACUUCGGAAAUUGCUUAACAAAAUGUUAUGCAGUGCUCAAGAGAAAGGAGCUCAAGGGAGAAGGUGGUUUUUUGAAGGCGGUGAAGGCUAUUGCAAGAGCAAUAACUGAUAUGAAAACUGAACCUCUUAAAGGUGCAGAAAAUUGGAGGGCAUUAUUGAGGAAGAUAUCUGUAUUGGGAAAUACGGUACUAGUUACAGGGUCACCUAACUUCACUGUUUAUGAGACUGAUUUUGGGUUUGGAAAACCUACCAAAGUCGAGAUGGUACAUUCCCCUAAGUGCAUGUCUCUUGCUGAAAGUGGGGACAAAGAAGGAGGAUUAGAGCUUGGCUUGGUUUUUAGAAGUGGGGAAUUUGAAUAUUUCAUUUCUGUCAUUGAGCGAGGACUCGCAACAUUAAAAUCCUAAAUGAUUGUGUAUGUUGUUUCCUAUUGUGCUUUCUUAUUAACUCAUUAGACAUGUAGUGUGCGAUUCAGUAAAGGACAACAUGGGGGGUUGCUACUUUUUUAUUUGACGGUGGUAGUGAUGGUGGUGAAAGCAUGUUCAGUAUGCAUGGGACUUGGAAUAAAAAUUUCUUUUCUCGCAUCUUGUUUUCAUUUUGAGCUUAAAUAUUGUUGUACCACCACCGAGGUCCACCGAGGUCAUA